Molecule: messenger RNA, 516 nt
Organism: Leptopilina boulardi
Lineage: Eukaryota; Metazoa; Arthropoda; Insecta; Hymenoptera; Figitidae
Exons: 1
Coding region: 1-516 (171 amino acids)
Source: RefSeq, a predicted model, not a curated record
AUGUCAGACCUUGAUGAGCCGAAAAAAUUCUUAGGCAUGACAAUCCAAAGAGAUAGAGAAACGAAAGCUAUGACUAUAUCUCAAGAAGAUUACAUCAAUAAAAUUUUAUUAAAAUUUGGCUUUGAAAAGGAUUUUCCUAAGAAUACUCCAAUGAUAACAAGGCAAGUAGCAAAUCAUGAACGACGUGCGCGAGAAGAAGACCAUAACGAACAUCAAAAAGACUGUACACUAAAUAUUCCAUACAGAGAAGCCAUAAGUAGUCUCUUGUAUUUGUCAGGUGCCACUCGUCCUGAUAUUGCAUAUGCAGUUAAUGUUCUCAGCAGACAUCAGCUCAGCCCGACUGAAAAUGAGUGGAACAUGGUGAAAAGAGUGUUUAUGUACUUGAAAGGGACUCAAUCAAUGGGCUUAAAUUAUUUAGGACCAAGGAAAGAUUUCCUAGCAUAUUCUGACGCCAGCUUUUCUGAUUGCAAAUCAUCGAUUUCGACAUGUGGUUUUUAUUCCACCCACAUUAAAUAG